Molecule: messenger RNA, 2972 nt
Organism: Caenorhabditis elegans
Lineage: Eukaryota; Metazoa; Nematoda; Chromadorea; Rhabditida; Rhabditidae
Gene: ZC190.4
Product: SAM domain-containing protein
Exons: 4
Coding region: 15-1904 (629 amino acids)
Biological process (GO): regulation of mRNA stability; negative regulation of translation
Cellular component (GO): cytoplasm
Molecular function (GO): translation repressor activity; RNA binding
Source: RefSeq, marked reviewed
ACCCGUCGUUGGUGAUGCGUCUUACCCACAACACUUCGUGUAUAUCGUUGUCAGCCUUGGAGCAACAGCCUUCUGGCUCAUCUGCUGCAAUCUUCCCACCUUCAAUCUCAAGAUCCACACAACGACGGCCUGAACCACUUGAAGAUCAACUUUUGAUGAACAUGCAGAACGUCUCAAUCUAUACGACUAACGACCUGGAUCUCGCAAGCCUUGGUAUUCAAUCAGUAACAAUGACUGGAAACCCAUGGCAACCAAACUCAUUAUCAUUUGGAUCAGUAUCAACGAAUGGAUUCACAGGAUCUGACACCUCUUCUGCACCGAUGUCACCCAUCUCUUCACCUGGACUUAGAAAACAUCAUCUGCAAGGGAAUGGAUUCCAUCAACAACAUCAAAAGUUUAAUAAUAAAAAUCAAACACAUCCUAACCAUUUUCGUAAUAAUCGUGGCAAUGGAGGACAUCUGAAUGGACAUCAACAAAAUAUUCAAAAUAGUAACCGAUCUGGUUAUAACAUGGGAAACAACAGUCAACAUACAGUAGUCCCAACGACAAGAACCAUUCGAACAGUUGACGAACACAAACCAGGAAUGAGAGAUCUUGGAUACUGGCUGAAAAAGUUGCGACUCCAUAAAUAUGCUCCUCUCUUCCAAGACAUGACAUACCGACAACUUCUCUCAUUGAAUGAUAAUGUUCUUGAAAGAAUGAAGGUCACCAAUGGAGCCCGUAAGAAGAUUGCACAGUCCAUUGAGAAGCUUUACGAACGACCGGCUCUUUUGAGAUCUCUUGAACAAAAACUCAAAACUGGAACUCAAUGUGUUCGAUGCGCGAUUUGCUCGGUCCGACAACUUCUUUGGAGUCCAUUUAUCAAGUAUGAUGUUGGAACACGCAAGACUUCCACAGAUAUCAUUGAUGGAUUUAAUGUUCCAAGCAAUAUGAUUUCCGAUGAUAAUCUUCCUGCUCUUAUCUAUCGUGUCAUUGAAACUCUUAAUCAUAUGAUUUUUCCACUUCGAAAGGGACUCAUGGAUUUUGAAGAUGAAUACUUGUUGACUAUGUUCCAUAUGUUUGAAAGUGUCAUGAAAAAUGAGAGCUUCACUCCAAACCAACAACGACGAGCAUUCUUAAUGAAGAAAAACGCGAGGAGCUACGCAAAUCCAGAAGAAAUUCGCCGUCAUCGAAUGGGAAUGGUGUCCAGUUCACAAUGUGAAGGAUGCCACCAUGCUGAAGUAGUCAAUCGAGAAAGAUUAAUGGAACUUCAAGAUCGUCAAGUACGACAAGCACGUGGUGAUCUAGUGGGUCUGCCUACUCUUUCAUCCUGCAGUGCUCUCUUGGAUAUGAAUGCUCCAAAAGAGAAUGCUCGUUUCGAAUUCAAUGUUCCACCUGUAACUACAGCUCAACGAAUUCAAAAACGACCAGCACGUAUUGAAGACGACGAAUGGCUUGCUACCAGUGGAUCUCCAAAGAUAACUGCAGCUUCUCCAUCUGAAACAGUUCUUUUUGAGACUUUGAUUCUUCCACAAAUGAAGGAUAAUCACUUUUGGGCCAAUGCAAGAAAUAUUUGGGGACACGAUUUAAACAUGCCAUCCACGUCUCUUGGACUCCCUCUUUUCCAAGAAUCGGAUGACGAUAUUUUCAAGUUGCAAAGUGAAAGUGUGGAAGGACCAUAUAACUUUUUAAAAGUUAUGUCAACAGAAAAGCCACCAAAGGAGCCAUCACUAUCUGAUUUCAACUUCCCUGAAUCAGUAUCAUCAUCGAAGAAAGCCAACUCAACGGGUAGUGGUUACACAUCAUCAGACAGUGAUUCAAUAAUCACAUCUCCUUGUGCUUCAAUCAUUGCUGAUGAGAGCCUAUUUUCAUCCGUGUACGGUGUCAAUCAAGUAUUGUGCCCUUCAUCAUACCCAGUUGUGUAAUAACCCCAUCUUUCAAUUUACAAAAAUAGGUUAGCCAUGUUGUCACAUGAUUAUCAUUUUUCGUCUUUUUUAUUUUAAAUAGAAUUUCUUCAGAAAAGUUUGAAGUAAAUGUUUUAAUUUCGGCAAUAACUUUUCUGGAGAAGUUUAAUCAAAUUUCCACAAAAAUGUAUCAAUACCCCAAAUCCCAAAAAAUCGGUGAAACAUACUUCAUUUGUAGGCUUUUUUCAUUUUCAGUUUUGUAAAUGUUACUAAAUUAAAUAGUUCGCUUCCAUGACACACAAAAUUUGUGUUUUUUCUUUUUCUCAUUUUUUUCUCAAAUUGCCUUUUAGUUGCAUAGUUCAUGUAUCCAUACUGUAUUCAUUAAACCGUAUCCAUAUAUACCUCUAAACAUCUCUUCAAAUACCUCUUAUUCUUUUAAUUCAACUACUCUCACUCCUGCGUUCGUUUUAGAACGUCUUUUUUAUUAACAACAUCCCUAGAUCUUUCCAUGUUAGUAUUACACUUUGUGGAGCAAUGCCCUUUCAAUUUUCUUUCCAUUUUUUUUUGUUUAUUAUGUUCUUUUUUGUCAACUCACCGAUUUCCUGUUUAUCUGAAAUUUCUGCAAUUUCUCCUAUACUAAUCAUUACAUUUUCCAUACAAAAAUCCCGAUAAGCUUUCCAUUAUCUGUUCACUUUGACCCAAACAAAUCCCGCUGCACUAUAGUUGCCUUCAAGAAUUUAAAUCCCUUUCAUAGAAUAUUCGAAUUAGAAAUGUAUCAACUCCCUCCUUGAUCCUCUUGCCACUCAUUCAUUUUUUUCUGCACCGCCCAUGCGCGUAGUGCCGUGCUCUCAGCGAGUCCGGUCAUUUGCUCAAUCUGCUUUUCACCCAUUGGAGUCACCCGUGGAUCUGUUCCCGGGUUCCAUGACAUUUUGUACCGAAUCAUGUGCUUUUUUCUACAAACUUUAUACAUAUAACUCAAGUGCCUUCAAAAAUCUCUUAUCAAAACCUACUACUAUUUCAUUCGUUUUUUUUUUUCAAAACUGAGAACCGUCAGAUUUUCAAUAAACACAAUAAAUCGUGAGAAUGUUG